Molecule: messenger RNA, 2067 nt
Organism: Hippopotamus amphibius kiboko
Lineage: Eukaryota; Metazoa; Chordata; Mammalia; Artiodactyla; Hippopotamidae
Gene: ALB
Product: albumin
Exons: 15
Coding region: 49-1872 (607 amino acids)
Biological process (GO): transport
Cellular component (GO): blood microparticle; cytoplasm
Source: RefSeq, a predicted model, not a curated record
AUUCAUCCUACCUUUUCUCUUCUAUUAGCCCCACAAGCCCUUGGCACAAUGAAGUGGGUGACUUUUAUUUCCCUUCUCUUUCUCUUCAGCUCUGCUUAUUCCAGGGGUGUGUUUCGUCGUGAUACACACAAGAGUGAGAUUGCUCAUCGGUUUAGUGAUUUGGGAGAAGAAAAUUUCAAAGGCCUGGUGCUGGUUGCCUUUUCUCAGUAUCUCCAGCAGAGCCCAUUUGAUGACCAUGUAAAAUUAGUGAAUGAAGUAACUGAAUUUGCAAAAACGUGUGUUGCUGAUGAGUCAGCUGAAAAUUGUGGCAAGUCACUUCACACUCUCUUUGGAGAUAAAUUGUGCGCAGUUGCAUCCCUUCGUGAAACCUAUGGUGAAAUGGCUGACUGCUGUGCAAAAGAAGAGCCUGAGAGAAAUGAAUGCUUCCUGAAACACAAAGAUGAUAACCCAGACCUCCCUAAGCUGAAACCAGACCCCGACGCUUUGUGUGCCGAGUUUAAGGAAAAUGAACAGAAGUUUUGGGGAAAGUACCUAUAUGAAAUCGCCAGAAGACAUCCUUACUUUUAUGCCCCAGAACUCCUUUACUAUGCUCAUCAAUAUAAGGGAGUUUUUGUAGAAUGCUGCGAAGCUGCUGAUAAAGCUGCCUGCCUGAUACCAAAGGUUGAGAGUAUGAGAGAACACGUACUGACUUCAUCUGCCAAACAGAGAUUCAGGUGUACCAGUAUCCAAAAAUUUGGAGAAAGAGCUCUAAAAGCAUGGUUAGUAGCUCGCCUGAGCCAGAAAUAUGCCAAGGCUGAGUUUGCAGAGAUUUCCAAGAUAGUGACAGAUCUUACAAAAGUCCACAAGGAAUGCUGCCACGGUGACCUGCUUGAAUGUGCAGAUGACAGGGCGGAUCUUGCCAAGUACAUGUGUGACAAUCAAGAUUCAAUCUCCUCUAAACUGAAGAAAUGCUGUGAUAAGCCUGUGUUGGAAAGAUCCCACUGCAUUCAUGAGGUGGAAAAUGAUGAGGUGCCUGCAGACCUGCCUGCUAUAACUGUUGAUUUUGCUGAAGAUAAGGAAGUUUGCAAACACUAUUCAGAAGCAAAAGAUGUCUUCCUGGGCACGUUUUUGUAUGAAUAUGCGAGAAGGCAUCCUGAGUACUCUGUCUCAUUGCUAUUGAGAGUUGCCAAAUUUUAUGAAAGCACACUGGAGGACUGCUGUGCCAAAGAAGAUCCUCACGCGUGCUAUGCCACAGUGUUCGAGAAAAUUCAACCUCUUGCGGAUGAGCCUCAGAAUUUAAUCAAACAAAACUGUGAACUUUUUGAAAAAUUUGGAGAGUAUGGGUUCCAAAAUGCGCUCUUAGUUCGUUAUACCAGGAAACUACCCCAAGUGUCAACUCCAACUCUCGUGGAGGUCUCAAGAAACCUAGGAAGAGUGGGCACUAGGUGCUGUAAGCAGCCUGAAACAGAGAGAAUGUCCUGUACUGAAGACUAUCUGGCCUUGAUACUGAACCGGUUGUGCGUGUUGCACGAGAAGACACCAGUGAGCCCAAGAAUUACCAAAUGCUGCACGGAGUCCUUGGUGAACAGACGGCCAUGCUUUUCUGCUCUGACAGUCGAUGAAACAUAUGAAGCCAAACCCUUUGAUGAAAAAACAUUCACCUUCCAUGCAGAUUUAUGUUCACUUCCCGAGAAUGAGAAACAAAUCAAGAAGCAAACUGCACUUGUUGAGCUGGUGAAACACAAGCCCAAGGCAACAGAUGAACAACUGAAAGCUCUUUUUGAGAGUUUUAAAGCUUUUGUAGAGAAGUGCUGCGCAGCUGAAGAAAAAGAUGCCUGCUUUCUUUUGGAGGGUCCAAAGUUUGUUGCUUCAGCUCGAGAAACAUUAGUCUAAAAAAAACACGACCACAGGCAUCUCAGCCUACCCUGAGAGUAAGAGAAAAAAAAGAGAAAUGAAAACUCAGAGCUUUUUCAUCUGUUUUUCUUUUCUGUUGGUGUUAACCAAUACCCUGUCUUAAGAACACAAAUUUCUUUAAAUAUUUUGCCUCUUUUCUCUGUGUUACAAUUAAUAAAAAAUGAAAAGAAUCCA